Truncatella angustata is the source of this 1417-nucleotide messenger RNA. Its product is annotated as short chain dehydrogenase. The transcript has a single exon. NCBI's taxonomy places the organism in Eukaryota, Fungi, Ascomycota, Sordariomycetes, Amphisphaeriales, Sporocadaceae. The record is from RefSeq and is a predicted model, not a curated record. Gene Ontology annotation, molecular function: oxidoreductase activity, acting on the CH-OH group of donors, NAD or NADP as acceptor. Bases 410 to 1219 code for a protein of 269 amino acids.
GAUAAUUAUGGACAUGUAUAUUCGCCCACUUCCAUUUUGACGUGUGAUUUGAUAUGGAGAACGGUACGCUAAGGACGUACCUAUAUAGUGUUUAGAGAUGAGGGGCAGGGGCGUGUAAGUGGGCUGGCUGGACAGGAAUCCAUGGCAACCUCCCGAAACUUUUGUGUUCAAGAAUACUCUGCAGUAAAACGAAACCUUUUUUGUUGUCUCACUGGCAUUGGCAUAUCCUACCCUUCUUGUCAUACUGUCUAAUUUGUCUUAUUUCUGUUGUUUGUUCUCUAGAAACCUCCUAUACGCAACGCAACAUACUCCAACCUUAACCCCUCCAUCAUUUCUGUGCCCCUCACCAACACCAAAAAAAAACCCCCAAAAAAACAAAAGCACUAUCAACGAUCCUGCCGUCUUCACAAUGCCCAUCGCGAACCUCCUCACCGGAAAGACGGCCAUCAUUACCGGCGGCACCACCGGUAUUGGUCGGGCCAUCGCCAUUGAAUAUAUUCGGCAGGGCGCCAACGUGGUGGUGAACCAUCUCGAUCUGGAGAAGGACAAGCCGCAUCUGGAUUCGCUGCUCUCCGAAGCCUCCGAGAUCAAGUCGGCGAGCCCAUCCGCAGGUACGCUCGACCACCUAUCGGGCGACGUGACGGACCCGGAGACGGGCAGGAAGCUCGUGGAGCGCGCGGCGUCCAAGUUCGGCGGCCGCCUCGACAUCUGCGUCAGCAACGCGGGCAUCUGCCAGUUCGCCGAGUUCCUGACCAUGGAGCCGGACCUGUUCGCGCGGACGGUGCGCACGAACCUCGACGGCGCAUUCUACGUCGUGCAGGCGGCGGCCCGGCAGAUGGCCUCCCAGUCCCCGUCCGGGGGCUCGAUCAUCGGCAUCUCGUCCAUCUCGGCGCUCGUCGGCGGCGGCCUGCAGACGCACUACACGCCCACCAAGGCCGGGGUGCUGAGUCUGAUGCAGAGCACGGCCGUGGCGCUCGGCAAGUACAAGAUCAGGUGCAAUGCGCUGCUGCCGGGCACGAUCAAGACGCAGUUGAACGACAAGGACCUGGAGGACGACACGAAGCGGGAGUAUAUGGAGGGUCGUAUACCGCUUGGAAGGACGGGUGUCACCAGUGACAUGGCUGGGCCGGCGGUAUUUUUGGCUUGUGAAGAGCUUAGUGGAUACGUGACAGGUGCUCAGUUGUUGGUUGACGGAGGCUUGUUUGUUAAUUUGCAAUGAGCAGCAACCUCACGUCAUGAAUUGGCUUCUUUUGAUUCCCCCAUGAUGCAAUUGCAGGUUUGUAAGUAUUAUUUAGUAGGUCGGCAAUACAUGUCUGGGUGCUAAUUGCACUCUUAAAUUGAUCAGGAUUGCAGAACGUCCUGGCGAAAUGAAGGAGUUUACGGCGGUUGGGCACAAAUAUAAUCAACAGAUGACAUU